CUCUUGCUCCGACAAACGAAACCUCCGCAAACCUCCCGAAGGGCAACGAAGGUCAGGGAAGUCGGAGAGGCACCGACAAAGGCCUAGAUCUGUUCACAUCUUUACGUCUGUGUGCGGUUCAGACCCAACGGUGGCACAGAGGAGGGGAAAUGGACAGAUCUGUCGCCCCAUGUCCGGAGCGUGCCAUCCUCAACAGCUUCCACAGACCGGCCGUCAUCCUCUGUGAGAGCCUCAACCCACAGAAGCAAGAGAUCACCACAACGAAGGAGAGCACGGCUCAGCUCAAGACCAACCACCGCAUCGCUGACACUCCGCCGACCUCCGGCAAGGACGUGCUGCUGCUGAACGUGGGCGGCACUGAGCGGCGGGUGAGGCGACAGCACCUAACGGAGGGGGAGGGGGUGGAGGGCACUGCGCUGGCCCUGCUCUUCUCUGGCAAGUUCGACGAGCGGUUUGUUCGCGACGGGAAGAAGCGCAUCUUUCUCGACAUGGAUUGUCCCGCCUUCGACGUCAUUCUCCAGGGCAUACUGGAGGCGAGGGCCCUCCAGCAGGCGACUAGCGAGGGCGGUCGGGACAGAAACGCGGUCUCCCGCCUGUUGACUGAGGCCGACAAGCGCCAACACAAAGGUACGAUGGACAGCCAGAUUGCUCUUAUGUACUCCCCGUCACCUGUCUGUGUGUCUGUCUGUGUGUCCCUGUUUGUAGAAUUGCAUGAGUUCUGGAUCAAGAAGCUGCUCUCGCCGGUCCACAAGACACCCGACGGUGACGAUACCGCUCAGCUGGCCGGCAGGGAGCAGUCGGUGACGGCAGAGGGCAUCCCCGAGGCAGCCAAGGGUCUCAUCACAGCGCUGAACACCGUCCUCAAGGCCCAUGCUGAAAGGAAGCGACUGCUCGAGGAGGAGCUGCACACAGAGAAGACACGAUACGAUAAACUCAUGACCGAAAUCGAGGUCAGCGACAGCAGUUACUCACGCGGGAGGCAGCUCAUAGGAUCCAUCUGUGUGUCUGUAUUGCCAGGCUGUGAGUUCAUUCCUGGCGCCCAUUGGUGGCGAUGACCCCGUUCGCUCUGUCGAUGUCUGCGGAGAAGUCCUCUCGACGUGUCAGUCGACCAUCGACGCGAUGCCGGAGGAUAUGGCCCUCAAGCGACGUAACAGUGCAUCCGUGUGAGUGAUGAGAUCACAUAACAAAACCGGCAACGAGAAAAUCGGAGACGGAUGCACUUGACGUGCUUUGUGUCAAUCCAUCACAGGUGGGGCGGCUCAGUCCACGACGUGCCCCCCGACCACAUGAGCCGCCUCAUCGACCACCACCGCCGCAAACGACACGGCGCCUCACCUGAAGAAGCCAGUGUGCCGCUGCAGCUGACAGACGAGCGGGCGCAGAGGGCCUUUGAAGUCAACGCGGCCAUGUACGGCGUCAUCAGGUCUGCAGAUGGAGAGCAGCGCAGCAAGGCUGGCCUCGCCGUCCAUCUGUCUUGUUUGUUCCCUUUGUGCAGUGGUGAUGGCUUCAUUGAGAUGCCGUCUGGUGCUCGGUAUCGCAUCGUCACGGACGGCACCGGCAGAGUGCCGACAAAUUACAACCGCGUCAAAACCGACGAGAUCCGGUGGUUUGAUGGAUUCGACGGCCGAGACAAACGCUACGAUCACCCUGGGGAGGUCAGUCGUGUGUCUCUUAUGUAUGAGUGGGAGCGUGAGGCGGUGGUGUCGAUGCGGGACGGGGAAGUCAGGCAGAUCAUACUGCCAGACAGUCGUUUUGGUGCCCCCUACGUUGAGCUGCGUUUGGUCAGCAUAGAGUAGGAGAGUCCACACACACACACACACACGUGGGGGCUGUGUCUGUCACACACUCAUUUGUGUGGCCGGGGGCUCUUCCCUCGUCUCCUGGCUGACUGUGUCCCUCUGUUCUGAGUGAGGGAGUGAGUGUCUUGUCUGACGCGGCCUGUGCGCCAGAGAGUCUAAGUGUUUAUGUCUUGGUGUGAGGACACAUAGGCGUAGGCCGGCUUCUCUCCUGACCUGGCUGUUCCCCUUUAUUAUGCCCGUGGUGUCUGUGUGUGUGUGGUCCGUCUGUGGCAUCUAUGGCUGUCUUGUCCUCGUUCGUGUGUGUGUGUGUGUGUGCGUACAUCCCUGCAUUACUUGAUUCAGCAUGUGAGCGGUAUCUUGUGGUGUCUUGUGGUGUGGACGUGCGAACUGUGUGUACUCUGCUAAUAAAUUCGUCC
Molecule: messenger RNA, 2215 nt
Organism: Vitrella brassicaformis
Lineage: Eukaryota; Vitrellaceae
Source: the annotation of a GenBank genome assembly